AUGGAAGCACACGACUUUCACAUCUUGUGUUCCGGCGAUAAUCUACGAUUCGAAACUAUAGGCUUUCUCCUCGCGACGGCCGGGCGAUCGCUAACGUUCGGCUUCGUUCCGGAUAUCUUCAGUGAUCCUGCCAACAAGGACAUGAAGUUACACUUUGCCGAUGAGCUACUUCGCGCGAGUACGACCUGUCUUUUUCUCACGACGAUGCUUGCGACAGUGAACGAUGUAACGAUCUGGAUGUAUUACGAAAACUACCUAUUUACAAUCAUGAUCUGCGGCUACCAGGGUCCACCCAGUUGGCGACGGAUAGGUGAACUGUCGACACAGAUAUAUGCACUAGGUAUACAUCAAGAGAAGAAGUGCGCUCAUGCUCCGAAAUGGUUGACGGAAACACGCCGUAGGGUUUUCUGUUCAGCAUACAACCAGGACAAGUCGAUAUCCACCUUCCUUGGCCGUCCGAUACGUAUCAGCAAGAGACACACUGAUAUCGAGCUUCCACUCGACCUGGCCGAUAACGAAGUCACCGGUGACCAGGCGACCUUGGAAUCUGCCAUCGCAGCGUUGGACGAGGACGGUUGGAAUACCAAAGGCAGAUGGUUGAGAGCGUCUUGGAUCCGUUUACGUCAUAUAUCCCUCCGAAGUCGCGAAGAAAUCCUGGAAUUCUCGCUCGUCAAGAUAGACGCAAACGCGGAAGCCCAGUUACUAGAUAUAUCCGAGCGUGUACGCACUUCUUGGGAGACGCUACCCAAACAUAUGCGAUACUGGAAGACCUGUUGGGAAGACGACGUUCCCACGGUAAUCUGUCUGAUGCUGUCCAUCAUACACCUCACGCAUUGGUACAACGAGUUCAUGAUUCAAAAGCUGCUCGAUUACAGCCCAUUGACGCUCAACACUGCCCUACUGCGCGUCUCUGUUGAUCUUCUUUGCAAUACACUUACCUUGGGUAGAAUACGCGAUCGAUCAUACGAUGUUCAACGCGACAUGCUCAAUGCCCUACUGCUGUUUGGUGUACCCGCAGCGUCGGUACUUGCUACAGCAUUGCGCGAACAACAUCGAACAGGCCAGCAAUUCCCCGCUGAAAUAUCUCGCGCGGAGAUUAUUCGCAUGCUCAGCGUGCUCAUAUCACAUCUUGAUUCGGCCGCACACAUGGAAAACUCUGGAGCUAGACACGGCGAAGCCAACUACAACCUCUUUCGCAAGGCGAGCAAGAUUUUCACCAAGGUCAUUGACACAGUCUUGGACACCCGACCGGCGGAAGAGAUCACCCCAGCGAGUGCUCAGCUUGGGCUUGACCUGGAUCUGGACAUUUUCUCCGGCGCUGGAUUGGAUGGUUUCGAAGGAGGCAUGGAAUUCCCCGGCAUGGGAAUGUCACUUGGGAUGAACGGGAAUGGGAAUGGAAACUUCAGUGAUGCUGCUGAUGAUUGGGGUGCUCUCGGCCAGUGGAAUGCUUUUGGUGGGCCUGUAUAG
This is a messenger RNA of Alternaria metachromatica, 1467 nucleotides long. RefSeq lists its product as uncharacterized. The record is from RefSeq and is a predicted model, not a curated record. Bases 1 to 1467 code for a protein of 488 amino acids. Lineage: Eukaryota; Fungi; Ascomycota; Dothideomycetes; Pleosporales; Pleosporaceae. The transcript is spliced from 3 exons. Gene Ontology annotation, cellular component: nucleus. Gene Ontology annotation, biological process: DNA-templated transcription. Gene Ontology annotation, molecular function: DNA binding; zinc ion binding.